CGCUCAGUUAAGAUCAAAGCUCUCUUAAUUUGAGAGAUUAGUGCUUAAAGCUGCUGUCUAGUGAAUCAAAAAACUUUUCACAAGCAGCGUAAUCGUAAUCUUGGCAUUUAUCAACACUGCUUGGAAUUGCAAUUGCCAAAGUAAAUCAGAGACUGACUAAAAGGAGAGAAGGAAGAGAACAAAUUUCUGAAAAAUGGCUGAAAAACCGGAUGAGAACAAAGUGAACCGUAUGAUGGAAUUGCUGCAGACGCUGAUCUCGAAGCGCGUGAGUCUGCACGAGUGGACAGUGCGUGCACUGCGCUGCUAUCACAACGCUGAGUACGACGAGUUUGUGCAUCUGCUGAAGAGCGCCAUUAAAUACGGCCCCAGCAGCUAUGCCAGCUAUCAGGCGGAUCUGCUGAAGGUGCACACGCUGCUGGCCGCGCACUACAUACGCAUGACACAGCAGGAGCCGACCUCGGCGCGUGCGCAGCUGGCGCAGCAGGUGAAGCAUCACAUGCACGCCAUAGACAGUUUGCCGGCGAGUGCAGAGUCCAAGGAGCGACGCCUGCUGCUCUGCCGCGGCUUUGCGCUGCUGCACCAGCCACAGCUGGCGGACCAAUAUUUCCGCAGCGUGCUGCAGCAGCAGCCGUACUGCCUGGGCGCGCUCAUAGGCUUGGCCUGCUUGGCCUACAACCAGGCGGAGUAUCGCGUGGCGCUGGGCUAUCUAAAGACGCUGCUGCUGCGCUAUCCGGACGCACCCGCGCACGUGCGCGUGGGCAUUGCCAACUGCUUGCUGCAGCUGGGCGAGCUGGAGCGCGCGCGCAAGUUCUUCACGCUGGCCAAGCAGCAGAGCCCGCACUGCAUUGAUGCGCUGCUGGGCGAGGCGCAGCUGAGCCUCAACAAAUGCGAGCGGCCGUCUGUUAUAAUGGGCAUUAGCUACGUCUGUGCCGCCUACGCAAUCAAUCAUCGCCAUCCGCAUGUGCUCAGCUGGCUCUGCACCUAUUUCUACUACAGGCGCGACUACAACAAUCUGCUGGUAGCCGCGGGCAAUGCGUUUGUCAAUGCGAAUACGCCGCAGCUGCGUGCGCAGAGCUGCUACCAAAUCGCGCGCAGCUAUCACGCGUUCAGGAACUUUGACAGAGCCUUCAACUUCUAUGGGCAUGCGGUGCGCAUGCGCGCCAAGAACUAUGCGCCGCCGCAUCUGGGACUCGCUCAGAUCUACAUACGCCGUCAGCAGCUGCAGCAGGCGUAUCAAGAGCUGCGCAUUGUGCUGCAGCUGCUGCCGCAGCAUCGCUUCUCUAUGCUGCUGCUCUCAACGCUUUACGGCGAGCUGGGCCAGCUGCAGCUAUCGGUGCAGACCUUUCAGCAGUGCCAGGAGGACAUUGCCAGCUGUCUGGGUCUAGCUGUGAGCUAUGAGCGCGCGCGGCUCUUUCCGCAGGCAAUUUCAGCGCAGCAAUCUGCCAUCAAUGUGUGGAGCAAGAAGCAAACCGCUCAGCCAGUGCCCAGCGAGUGGCUUAACAAUUUGGGCGCUCUGCAGUUUCACAACUCCGAACUGCAAGCAGCGCUGCAAACUUUUUGCAACGCUUUGCUGCAACCCCAAGGCAAACUCAAUGCGCUCACUUUGAUCUACAACAAGGCGCGUGUGCUGGAGGAGCAGCACUUGCAUCAGCAAGCGGAGCUGCUCUAUCUACAGCUACUGAAGAACUUUCCCAACUACUACAGCAUUCAUCUUCGCUUGGGCGCCAUGGCCUACAAGUGCAAGCAGUUCAAACGCGCUUUGCACUGCUUCCAAACUGUGCUGCAGCUCGAUAAGAACAAUGUGCUCGCCAGACAGUUCUUGGCUCAUUACUAUGUCCAGCUGGGCGAUAUAUCGCAGGCAUUGUUCCAAUAUAAUGUUAGCAUGUGUCGCGCAGAGCUCAAAAGCGAUUGCUACAUGCUCAUUGCUGUUGGCAAUGUCUGUCUCCUGAAGCUGCAAAAGUCGCUGGCGGAUGGGCAAGUCAUCCUGGCAGAGCAAGUGCUGCAGCAGGCUCUUAUGCUUUAUAAAAAGGCGCUGCAACACAAUGGGAGCAACUUGUGGGCAGUCAAUGGCAUUGGCGCCGUCUUGUGUACGCAGGGGCACCUCACGGUGGGCAGCCAGAUAUUCAAACAACUGACUGACUUUAAUGGCGGCGCUAUGCUGAACGCUGGACACGUUGCUUUGGAGCUGCAGCAAUAUACAGAAGCUAUAACAGCUUAUAGAAUUUGUUUGGAGCUGCCAGCUCUCCAUAUGCCAGUAUGGAAAAUAAGACAAUUGCUGGCCAGCGCACUGAUGGAGGACGGACGCCUGGAAGAGGCCAAGCAGGAGCUGUUGAAGGCGCGUCAUGUGGCGCCACAAGAUGACAAAGUCCUGCUGCAGUUGGCCUUGAUCAUAAAGCAGUUGGCAAGCGAUUCGUUCAAGGCUGAGUCUGCGGACUUUGAGCAGCUAAGCAGAGCUGAACGUGAACUAAGCAUUGCGCGCAGCAUCUUUCUGCACUUGGAGACAAAUCUAGAGCAUCGACAUACAGCUCAUAGGCAGGCGAAGAAAUGCGCCAAACUGCUGGAGCAUGCGCCAGAGAAGUUGCAGUUGCUCAAGCAGCGCACUGAGAUUGCAGUCCAGGAAAAUAAAGAAAAGAAGAAGCACAAGAAACACAAAAAACGCAAAACUAAGAACGAAGCUGGCACUACAACUAGCUAA
Messenger RNA from Drosophila busckii, 2695 nucleotides. Its product is annotated as RNA polymerase-associated protein CTR9 homolog. The coding region runs from base 194 to 2695 and encodes 833 amino acids. The record is from RefSeq and is a predicted model, not a curated record. The transcript is spliced from 7 exons. NCBI's taxonomy places the organism in Eukaryota, Metazoa, Arthropoda, Insecta, Diptera, Drosophilidae. Gene Ontology annotation, biological process: regulation of DNA-templated transcription. Gene Ontology annotation, cellular component: Cdc73/Paf1 complex. Gene Ontology annotation, molecular function: RNA polymerase II complex binding.